Messenger RNA from Quercus robur (English oak), 1074 nucleotides. RefSeq names its product cytosolic Fe-S cluster assembly factor NBP35-like. The record is from RefSeq and is a predicted model, not a curated record. Gene Ontology annotation, cellular component: cytosol. Bases 1 to 1074 code for a protein of 357 amino acids. NCBI's taxonomy places the organism in Eukaryota, Viridiplantae, Streptophyta, Magnoliopsida, Fagales, Fagaceae. The transcript has 3 exons. Gene Ontology annotation, biological process: iron-sulfur cluster assembly. Gene Ontology annotation, molecular function: ATP-dependent FeS chaperone activity; ATP binding; 4 iron, 4 sulfur cluster binding.
AUGACUAUGGAGAACGGCGAAAUUCCCGAAAAUGCCAAUGAGCAUUGUCCUGGUCCCCAAUCAGAGUCAGCAGGAAAAUUUGACGCUUGUGAAGGUUGUCCUAAUCAAGAAGCUUGUGCUACUGCCCCCAAAGGCCUUGACCCAGACUUGGUUGUUAUUGCAGAAAGGAUGGCUACUGUUAAGCAUAAGAUACUUGUUUUAUCAGGGAAGGGUGGAGUUGGCAAGAGCACAUUCUCUGCUCAACUGUCAUUCGCCCUAGCAGCCACGGACUUCCAGGUAGGUCUACUUGAUGUUGACAUUUGUGGCCCAAGCAUCCUAAAGAUGCUUGGCCUAGAAGGUCAAGACAUCCGCCAGAGCAACUUCGGCUGGUCUCUUGUCUAUGUUGAUUCCAAUCUUGGGGUCAUGUCAAUUAGAUUCAUGCUUCCUGAUCCUGAUGAAGCUAUCAUAUGGAGGGGUUCUCGCAAGAAUGGGCUCAUCAAGAAUUUCCUGAAGGAAGUGUAUUGGAAUGAACUUGAUUUUUUGGUUCUUGAUUCUCCUCCCGGGACCUCAGAUGAGCACAUCUCAAUUGUUCAAUGCCUUGGGGCUACUGGAAUAGAUGGUGCAAUUAUUGUCACCACUCCACAGCAAGUCUCCUUGAUUGAUGUGCGGAAAGAAAUCAAUUUAUGCAAAAAGGUUGGUGUUAAGGUUCUUGGGGUUGUUGAGAACAUGAGCGGCUUGUCCCAGCUAGUGAUGGAUUUCAAGUUUAUGAGGAUGACAGAGACAGGUGAACAUAUAGAUGUUUCGAAGUGGGUUAGGGAAUAUUUUAGAGAGAAAGCACUAGAACUUCAAGAUUUGAUUGCUUGCAGUGAAGUGUUUGAUAGUAGCAGUGGUGGUGCAGAAAAAAUGUGUAGGGAAAUGGGUGUGCCUCUUCUUGGGAAGGUGCCAUUGGAUCCACAACUUUGCAAGGCAGCUGAAGAAGGUAGAUCCUGCUUCAUUGAUCAGAAAUGCGGGGUGGGCGCUCCUGCACUGAAGACCAUCAUAGAAAAAAUGAUUGAAAAUAAUGGAUUCUUAAGAGUGUUGCUAGAUAAUGCAUAG